This is a messenger RNA of Cuscuta epithymum, 7036 nucleotides long. The record is from the annotation of a GenBank genome assembly. NCBI's taxonomy places the organism in Eukaryota, Viridiplantae, Streptophyta, Magnoliopsida, Solanales, Convolvulaceae.
ACAAUGUGUACACGGUUCGCGUAGAGAACGCUCUCGCUUCUCACUAGGAAAAUACGCCUAACGGUUAUAUUUCCCUAGGUUGCACGAACGAUACUUUGCUCUUUUAGCUUUCAAAUUACUUGUUUAAUCUUGGAAUUUCUUGGUGUUCUAGGCUCGGAUUUCAGCCCUCUUUCUUUUUCGUCGGUUAGAAUUUGAAAGAAACUGAAUUUUAGAGCUUGAACGAAGCCUUUUUUCUGCUCCAGCGCGCAGAUUUCACUGUUCACUCGCAGACUUCAAAUUGGGACUACGAUCUGUUUUCUGACGAUUGUUGCUGCAAAAGGGGGAUUGUUUGGGGGUCGCCACCCUCUGGCGAACCUCCCAACACCAUUUUCAAGGCCUCAAUCCUCUUAAAACUCCAGAAUCGAGGAAUUUUUUUUGAAGACAGGUUCUCCCCAAUUCUUUGCUACUGUAGCUUUGACGCAGGGCGGUUUUCUGUUUUAAUUUUUUCUGGAAGUGUUACUCAUGGGCUGAAAGAAAAAUUAUACUGUGUGAAUCGCCUUGCUAAGGGGAACUAUCUGUGAUUUUUUCAUCUUUUUCUGAGCUGUUUGGAAAAGCCGGUUACUGUUCAUCUUCUCCACACUGCCUGCUACAGUGUUUCCUGCACAUCCUGACUAGUUAGGAAUUCUUUCUGAACUCCAUAAUUGUCCGAUUGUCUAACGGAAGGUACUGAGCUGUUCCUAACUUCAAGGAGAACGUGUGAGAGUAUUUGCUGAAUUUUUGGGGUUGGUUUGGGUGGUCUCACUAAGGUGUACCUUUCACACCUCUCUGGGGACUCUUUAUAAACGGGGCACUGUUUAUCUUCUUCCCUGUAAUGGCAAAGAAGAACAAGCAAAACAGAACUCCACCCACUAAAGACAAGCAAUUUGAUGACAAGAUCAAAUAUCUGAAAGAGAAGAAAGCUGCUGUAUUGGUUGAGAAACUUAAGAAACAGGGGGUAAUCAUGCAAGUUCUACCGACUGAUGCUCCUGUUAUCUCUGCUAACUCAACCGAAGAAACUGACUCCAAUGUUGUCACAUCUGCUGGGGAAGUUAACCAGGAUAUUAAUGUCAUGCCUGCUACUGAAGUGGGGGGAUUUGAUAAUGAUGCAGCAACAUGUGCUAAACCUGGGAAUGUUAUUUCUCAUGCUGAAACACCUACACCUGAAGCUACGCCAGUUAAACCAGGGGGACCUGAGGCUACUGCUGAUGUAUCAUGUGAAACUGUGCCUGUCCUGGGCAUAGGUUCUGCUUCAUCAAGUGCUAUACCAACUAAGGAGCUGUCCUUUGUUAUGAAACCAGUGAACUAUGGGGAUGCUCCAAUCUUUGAAACUUCUGAUGAGACUGAGACCACCAUUGUGCCAGAUAGAUCCAUCUCCUUGGGCUCACAUGACACUGAGCCUCUAGGGAUAUUUGGGGCAGCCAGGGAUGGAAAUAAAGAGACAAAGAAAUGGAACUCUCUGUUCCAUAAUAACAGGGCACCAACAGUUGGUUUAAAACUAGAAUUCUUCCCCCCUACGGGGGAGAAGCUUGAUUUUUCACACCUUAAGGUACCUACCCUAAUUGAGGUGUGGGGUUACUGCCUGGUGGGUCAUUUUUCUGGCAGAUUUCCUGGGCUUAAAGCUAUACAUGACUUGACUGCAAAGUGGGGGGUCCAAGUUGAUGUAAAAUCACAUAGCAAGGGCUGGGUAAUAUUUAAAUUCAAAACUGAGGCAGACCGGCUGAAAGUGUUAACUGAGGGUCCUUAUGUCCUCUUUGGGAAGACUAUGUUCCUUAAAGAAUUGUCAGAAGAUUUUUCGGUUGACAGUGAAGAAUUUCUUAAAGUGCCAAUCUGGAUAAAGCUCCCAAAUUUAGCUAUGCGACUGUGGAAAGCAAAGGAGUUGGGUAUGAUUGCGUCUCAAGUGGGUAUCCCUAUCACCACGGAUAAGGUUACCCAGGAUAUUGUAUAUACCCACUUUGCAAGAGUUUUAGUGGAAGUAGAUGUCACAAAGCCUCCGGUGCUCCAAUUUCCUAUUAUUCCUCCCUCUGGGAAGGAAUAUAUGCAGCAAGUCAUCUUUGAAUCUUACCCGGACUACUGCUACAAUUGCAAGAUGUACGGCCAUCACCCUUUCAAUUGCUUAAAACUGAAUCCUCCAAAGGAAAAAAACAAGGUGGAUGCCAAUGCCAGGGUGAAAGGUAAGAACCCUACUGCCCGAGGGCAAAACAGGGUACCACCGGCGCAGGGGAGCAUUGCUAAGCCAGAACUGUUUAAACUGCCAGCCACUUUUGCUAUCCCGACUGCAACAAUGGAGCAGGAGAAAGAUGGUGACUGGGAGGAACUUGUAUGGGAAGGCCGAAAGAUUCUGAGUGUGUAUGAGCUAGAAGCUGAUGAUAUUGUUACACACUUUGAAACCAACAAAGAUGGUGUGCACGUGGCGUAUGUCAAAAAGAGGCACCAAAUCAAGAGCUACAUUUGUAUUGCUAGGCUGGGAACAAACCUCCAAAGAGAAGACAACCUGGAUAUACCGGCCAUCUCCUUCACUGACCCAUGCUUGGUUUCCUUGCCUGGGGUGAAGCGAACGUUCAAUUGGUAUGCCUUUAAUAAAGAAGUUUUUUUCCUUAAUGUAGCUUCUUUCUUUGAUAUCCAGGCUAAGCAAAACGUGGAUUUCCUAAGAGCUUUGGAUCAUUUAGCUUUGGAUGUGCCGAGCUCCUCUCAAUUGUUUCCAAAUGAGCCAACUGGUGAACUGCCUGGACCGAAUGGAAAGGCAGCACUGCAAGGUAGUAAAGUAGUGCAAACUGAUGAACUGGGCUCCCUCAUUCGCAACAUGCAUGAUAUGGCUGAAGGGGACAUUGUUACCAAGGUGGGCACCGAUGGAAAUGGCAAAAGAAUGGCGUGUGUAUGCUCGCCAGACCUGCUGCCAGUUGGAGUAACUACGGUUAGGGUGGGUUUUCAACUCCAAAAAGUGAAGGAUGAGGAUCCAGGGGUUACCUUCACUGAGUCCUUCAUCCUGUCAUACCCGGGUGUGAAAAAGAAAGGCGACUGGUAUGAAUUUCCUACUAAUGUUUUCACCCCUAAUGUUAUGAACUUCUUCAAUGCUAACCUUGCCAGGAAUAUUAAGUACCUAAAGGAGAAGCUUCGAAGGAAAAGGCAGGCUGAAAAAUCACAAGAUGGUGAGAAAGAUGACCCCGGGGAUGAGAACCAAUCCUCGAACCUCUACUUAUCUUGAUGAUUAAGAUUGCUUCUUGGAAUGUAAGAGGUUUAAAUAAAGCCUCUAAACAUAAUAUUAUUAGCAAUUUUAUUAAAAUUAAUAAGGUUAACUUAUGUUGUUUUUUGGAAACAAAAAUGACAAAAGAAAAUUUAAAAAAAUAUGUUACUAAUAAAUGGCCUGGCUGGCUAUGUGCAAAUAAUUUUGAACAUAUAACAGGCGGCCGAAUUGUGGUUCUGUGGAAUACGAAUUUUUUGAACUGUGUGGUAAGUGACAUUGAUACUCAGCAUGUGCAUGUUAAGUGUAUGUGCCGUGUAUCUCAAUUAUCUUUCUUUGUGACUUUUGUUUAUCCACUCUAUACUGUCUUGGAGCGCAAACUUUUAUGGGAUUAUCUUGCUAAUUUAGGUAGCCGGUUUACGGAACCGUGGUUAGUUUUGGGUGAUUUUAAUUGUGUUUGCGCUCCUAAUGAGAGAUUGGGGUCCACCCCACCCGUGGCUUAUAUGAUGCAGGACCUGGCUAAUUUUAAAAUUGUGGCUAACCUUGAGGACGCCCCAUCCACGGGAGAAUUUUUCACGUGGAAUAGGGGCUCUUUAUGGGCUAAGCUUGAUAGAGUCCUCUUCAAUGAGGUUUGGGAACAAAAAGGGAUUGUGUGUAAGGCCCAUUUCAAUGAAAUGGAGGCAGAGUUUGAUCAUACGGCUUCCGUAACAUCAAUACUCAUAAACUCCUCUCUUAGGCCGAAACCUUUUAAAUUUUUUAAUAUGUGGAUUAAGCAUCCGGAAUUUGCUAAUAUUGUCUUGCAGAAUUGGCCGGUUUCUGUUGAUGGUACAGCUCAAUACUCGUUUAUUAAGCGACUUAAGGCGCUAAAGGCACCUUUAAAGAAGCUUAAUGAAUUGGAGUUCGGGCAUAUCUCCGUAAAAGCAAAACUGGCUAAGGAGGAAUUUAAAAGACUAAACAAACUCAUGAUGGAAUCGCCGAUGGAUGAAGAACUUAAAGUGCAGUUGAUGGUGGCUAGGAAAAAAGCAACCUUUUUGGGGGAGGCUGAAACAUGUUUCUUUCAACAACGGGCCAAAGCCACGCACAUUCUGGAAGCGGACAAGGGCACACGCUACUUCCAUGCAAUUGUAAAGAGGAACGCUGCCAGAAACACUAUCUCCUCGGUUAUGCUUGAAGACGGAAGCUUUACUAAGUCUUUAGAUGAUGUAGGUGAUGUAUUUGUAAACUUUUUUGUUGAUUUAUUUGGAACGCAAGUGGAUACCCUUGACCUAGACCACUCGGUUUUAGGUACUGGUCCUCUGAUUGAACCAUGCGUUCAUGACGGCCUUCUUGCUCCGAUAACUGACAAGGAAAUUAAAGAUGCCUUGUUUGAUAUCGGGGAUGAUAAGGCACCUGGACCUGACGGGUUCUCCUCGGCUUUCUUUAAAGCCAACUGGAGUAUUGUUGGGGAUGACAUGGUACGGGCUAUUAAGGAGUUCUUUCGAACGGGAAAAUUGCUCAAACAGAUCAAUCAUACUGUUAUAGCAUUAAUCCCUAAGACUAGCCACUCCCCAAAAGUCUCGGACUAUCGACCCAUUUCUUGCACGAAUGUUUUGUAUAAAGUCAUUACCAAAAUUAUUGCGGCUAGAUUAACCCCGUGCCUUUCGGGGUUGGUUAAUCAAGCCCAAGGAGCAUUUGUGGAUGGUCGCCUAAUGUUUGAUAACAUCUUCCUAGCCCAGGAACUUGUUAGAGGAUACAAUAGGAAGCGAAUUUCGCCAAGAUGUAUGAUUAUGGUGGAUUUGCGCAAGGCCUACGAUACGAUAUCUUGGGAUUUUCUUGAAAAAGUCCUAAUGGGUUUGGGCUUCCCGAAUCGUUUUGUUGCAUGGAUUAUGGAAUGUAUAUCAACGGCAUCGUUCUCGGUUUCCUUAAACGGGUCGUUGUAUGGCUUCUUUAAAGGAAAAAGAGGAAUACGACAGGGGAUCCGAUGUCCCCAUUGCUUUUUGUCUUAUGUCUUGAAUACUUCUCUCGGUUACUCACAGUGAGAACCAAAGGAGAUAAUUUCAAUUUCCACCCCCAAUGCUCUUCUUUGGGUAUCACCCAUUUGGCCUAUGCGGAUGACCUUAUGCUCUUUUCGAGAGGUGACACAUAUUCCGUAGAAAUAUUGGUCAAUGCUCUCAAAGAAUUUGGGGACGUAUCGAGCCUUAGAGUGAACCACGGGAAAUCUAAUAUUUUCGUGGGUGGGGUGAGGGACCAAGAACUUCAAAAUAUUCUGGAUAUUGUUGAUUAUGGGCAAGGCGUAUUUCCGGUAAGAUACCUUGGAAUACCUCUUGCCCCACUUAAGAUCUCGGUUGCACAAUAUGCCCCCUUACUUGACACGGUCAAUGAUUUUUUAAAGGCAUGGAAUACCAAUACGUUGUCCUAUGCUGGCAAAAUUGAGCUAAUUCGAUCAGUGAUCCAAGGGGUCCAGUCGUUCUGGCUCCAGGUCUUCCCCGUCCCUCAAACUAUUUUAGAUAGAAUUGUCUCGAUUUGCCGUAUUUUUCUUUGGGGUGGUAAGUUUGCCAAGGUGGCUUGGGAUGACAUUUGUCUUCCUAAAGAGGAAGGGGGUCUUGGCAUUCUUAAUGCCAAGGUGUGGAAUCAUGCCCUCCUCUCUCGCACCCUUUGGGACGUCCACAUGAAGAAAGACACCCUUUGGGUGAGGUGGGUGAACGGUGUCUAUCUUAAGGGUAGAACCGUGUGGGACUUUGUCCCACACACCCGAGACUCACAGCUAAUGAAGCGGUUGAGUCUCAUUCGGGACAGGAUUCGGUCUGGUUUUAAUAACCACAAUGAUAUGAUUUUGGGACUUAGUUCUCGCGCCACGAAUGGUAAAUUAGCCUCCGCUAAGGUUUAUGAGCUGUUGAGAGUUAAGGGUGGAGCUAGGACACCUAUGAGUUUCAUAUGGAAAUCCUACAUCCCCCAAAAAUUCUCGUUCAAUGUAUGGUUGGCUUUGAGAAAUCGGCUUCCUACGCAGGAUAGCCUCGGGUAUCUCCAUAUUGUGAACCGGUGUGACUUAUGCAAGGGUGGUUUGGAGACAAUACCACACCUUUUUUUCCUUUGCCCCUUUACUUGUAAGGUAUGGCAGCAUAUCCGGAACUGGAUGGGACUACGGCAUGAGAUGAAGACAAUGCUUAGCGCAGUCAAAUGGAUCACAAAGACUCACAAAGGUUCGAAGUUGAAGGCUAAGGCAGCUCGAAUUGCAUUUUGUGCAACUGUCUACUACAUUUGGCAUGCACGGAAUGUAAUCAGAUUUGAUGAUGGCAAGAAGACCGAAGAAGAUAUUAUAAUGAAGAUCAAACAUGUGGUGUACAAGAUCCUUUUCAGUAUCUACCCGCAUGAGUUGGUUUGUUUUUAGAAGUGGACAUAAAAUAAUUUUUGGGAGCCAUGGUGCAUAGAAGACUGCCGGUAUGGACAUGGUUUGCUGCUUAGACGUGGCUCCAUGUUACACAUAUGCCGCGGCAUGGACAUUAUGGAUGUCGCGGCCUAGGGACUCUACUACUACACGGCAUGUAUGUUUAUCAAUCUUGUGGCAUGGAGAAGUGUCCAGGACUGGAUUCCGAACUUAGAAGAUCAAGGCAUGGGCUCUAGUUAUGCCGCGGCAUAAACCGGAUCCUUGAUGGGUUUUGGGUGUUUGUUUCUUGCAACACCUGUGUAAUUCUUAGAUUUUAGCCUCUGAUCUGUGUGCUUGCAUGUGCGGCACCGAUGUAUUUUUGAGUUAUAUUCUGAUGGGCCGAGUAAUUAUACUUGGUUAUUUUGGCAUGGAGUAGAUCAAAGAAAAACCUCUUCUCACCCUCACACUAUGUGGGGUGGGGGGUAGGAGAUCUUGAU